Messenger RNA from Rhodofomes roseus, 987 nucleotides. RefSeq lists its product as uncharacterized. Gene Ontology annotation, cellular component: membrane. The record is from RefSeq and is a predicted model, not a curated record. Lineage: Eukaryota; Fungi; Basidiomycota; Agaricomycetes; Polyporales; Fomitopsidaceae. Bases 1 to 987 code for a protein of 328 amino acids. The transcript has 6 exons. Gene Ontology annotation, molecular function: serine-type endopeptidase activity.
AUGUCGGCCUCGAGGAUAUUCAAUGCGGGCAUAAGGGCACCUUGCUGUCGGUCAUCCCUCAAAUCCAACUUCUUCUCGACCCUCAGGCCUUCCACCUCCACAUACACCACCCCUUCAUUGGUGGGUGGCUUUCCUCGACGAAGCUACACAGCAUGGACAGCACGCAGCCUCCAAAACACCAGUGCAAAGACGAAGCUGUCAUCUAUCCUCCAAUUCCUCUCGAGUCGAUUCCGAAGCGCCACACAUAGGUCGAGAAUAUCAAGAGCAUCUUCGAGGAGCCCACUCCCUCCCAGUCGAUCGAACGGCUCGUUCCGACCACCAGGGCCUGAAGGAGGUUGGCAAAGCUUCCUUCGGUGGUUCAACUCGCUCCCAGAAGCUGCCAUCAUAUGGGGGAUACUUGGCCUGAAUGGCGUCGUAUACCUGAUGUGGAACUGGGCUCAUGUCAGAUACAGGAGCACAGGGGACCCGAGUGGUAUCUUCACCAUGAUCCGCAACUUCACAGUGAGCGCACAGAACCUGAGUGCGGGCCGAAUAUGGACAGUCCUGACGUCGUGCUUCUCCCAUGAAGACACUUCGCACAUCUUGGUGAACGCAUUUUCGUUCUACUUCAUGGCGCCCACAGUGCUUCAGAUGCUGGGAAAUGCACGGUUCCUGACCUUCUACAUGGGUGCGGGUGCCGUCGCGAGCGUCAUCAGCCUGUACUGGAACAACGUCGCCAGAAAAACUCGUGAAAACUACCAGUCACACGGUGCUAGCGGUGCAAUCUACUCCAUCGUGUCGCUCUUCGCGUGCGUCGCGCCCAGGGCACAGAUCCUUUUGUUCGCCAUCGUCCCAAUACCCGCAUGGGCCUUUGUGACGGGGAUCUUCCUCUGGGAUGGCUACAGCGCCAUGACGGACAAGCGCAAUGGCACGGACGCGGCUGGACACAUCGGAGGCAUCUUGGCUGGCCUCGCGUAUUAUCGCUACCUUCGUCUGCGUAUCCUGUGA